UUCGUCAUCAAUAAAUCUUAACUUUGUUUCUGUUCACAACAACGUGAUAUUAGUCAAUUAGCUUACAAACAGACAAAAGAAAUCAUGUCGUCACAGCAAGAGAAAAGGUCUGAAAUGGAUCGAAGGGCAAAGGAAGGAGAAACUGUAGUUCCUGGGGGUACUGGUGGCAAAAGUCUUGAAGCUCAGGAGCACCUUGCUGAGGGUAGGAGCCGAGGAGGGCAAACGAGAAAGGACCAGCUGGGAAGUGAAGGAUACCAGGAAAUGGGACGCAAAGGAGGUCUCAGCACGGGCGAUGAGUCCGGUGGUGAGCGUGCCCAACGUGAAGGGAUCGAGAUAGACGAGUCCAAGUACAAGACCAAGGGUUAAACAAGUUUGAUAAUAGGGUCCUCUUUCUUGUGUUAAUAAUAAAAGGGUCUUUUCUUUUAUGUGGCUAGUUAUGUUCUCAGGAUGCUUGUUGUUUCCAGUUUUUAGUCUUAGGUACUAACGCAAUGGGGACCCUGUAGUUUAGCAGGCCCUACGUUUGUCUUUUUCCUUGUGUAUUUCGUCUUUAACUUGAAUGGUCUAGUUGUCUUUUUGGUUUAA
Molecule: messenger RNA, 582 nt
Organism: Lycium ferocissimum
Lineage: Eukaryota; Viridiplantae; Streptophyta; Magnoliopsida; Solanales; Solanaceae
Product: em protein H5-like
Exons: 2
Coding region: 85-366 (93 amino acids)
Biological process (GO): response to abscisic acid
Cellular component (GO): cytosol
Source: RefSeq, a predicted model, not a curated record